GUAUCCCGCGCCUCCCGACCUUUGGCCGCUGGCAUUCCUGCGCGGGCGGGAGCUGCGGGCGCUCGGGGGAUAAGGCGAGGACGCACCAGCAUUAAUGGAAUAGGAGAACUCCCGAAGCUUUUAGGGCCCUGGGAAAGGGGGCGUGGCUGGAAACGGAGCUACUGGCUUCGGAGAAUUCUGUGACCCUCACCACCGCGACGACCCCGAGGAAACGCUGUCAGGUCGCCUUUGGUUGGCAAGGCGUGGUUGUCCUCGCUGUCCCGCGCCUUGGCGGAAUGGGCACCUCACUAGCCCUGGCACUAGCUAGCAUCGCUCUAAACUCAAGAGGCCUGAAUAUUUGGACAAGAUGGCAGAUUCAUCAUCAUCUUCUUUCUUUCCUGAUUUUGGGCUGCUAUUGUAUUUGGAGGAGCUAAACAAAGAGGAAUUAAAUACAUUCAAGUUAUUCCUAAAGGAGACCAUGGAACCUGAGCAUGGCCUGACACCCUGGAAUGAAGUGAAGAAGGCCAGGCGGGAGGACCUGGCCAAUUUGAUGAAGAAAUAUUAUCCAGGAGAGAAAGCCUGGAGUGUGUCUCUCAAAAUCUUUGGCAAGAUGAACCUGAAGGAUCUGUGUGAGAGAGCGAAAGAAGAGAUCAACUGGUCGGCCCAGACUAUAGGACCAGAUGAUGCCAAGGCUGGAGAGACACAAGAAGAUCAGGAGGCAGUGCUGGGUGAUGGAACAGAAUACAGAAAUAGAAUAAAGGAAAAAUUUUGCAUCACUUGGGACAAGAAGUCUUUGGCUGGAAAGCCUGAAGAUUUCCAUCAUGGAAUUGCAGAGAAAGAUAGAAAACUGUUGGAACACUUGUUCGAUGUGGAUGUCAAAACCGGUGCACAGCCACAGAUCGUGGUGCUUCAGGGAGCUGCUGGAGUUGGGAAAACAACCUUGGUGAGAAAGGCAAUGUUAGAUUGGGCAGAGGGCAGUCUCUACCAGCAGAGGUUUAAGUAUGUUUUUUAUCUCAAUGGGAGAGAAAUUAACCAGCUGAAAGAGAGAAGCUUUGCUCAAUUGAUAUCAAAGGACUGGCCCAGCACAGAAGGCCCCAUUGAAGAAAUCAUGUACCAGCCAAGUAGCCUCUUGUUUAUUAUUGACAGUUUCGAUGAACUGAACUUUGCCUUUGAAGAACCUGAGUUUGCACUGUGCGAAGACUGGACCCAAGAACACCCAGUGUCCUUCCUCAUGAGUAGUUUGCUGAGGAAAGUGAUGCUCCCUGAGGCAUCCUUAUUGGUGACAACAAGACUCACAACUUCUAAGAGACUAAAGCAGUUGUUGAAGAAUCACCAUUAUGUAGAGCUACUAGGAAUGUCUGAGGAUGCAAGAGAGGAGUAUAUUUACCAGUUUUUUGAAGAUAAGAGGUGGGCCAUGAAAGUAUUCAGUUCACUAAAAAGCAAUGAGAUGCUGUUUAGCAUGUGCCAAGUCCCCCUAGUGUGCUGGGCCGCUUGUACUUGUCUGAAGCAGCAAAUGGAGAAGGGUGGUGAUGUCACAUUGACCUGCCAAACAACCACAGCUCUGUUUACCUGCUAUAUUUCUAGCUUGUUCACACCAGUAGAUGGAGGCUCUCCUAGUCUACCCAACCAAGCCCAGCUGAGAAGACUGUGCCAAGUCGCUGCCAAAGGAAUAUGGACUAUGACUUACGUGUUUUACAGAGAAAAUCUCAGAAGGCUUGGGUUAACUCAAUCUGAUGUCUCUAGUUUUAUGGACAGCAAUAUUAUUCAGAAGGACGCAGAGUAUGAAAACUGCUAUGUGUUCACCCACCUUCAUGUUCAGGAGUUUUUUGCAGCUAUGUUCUAUAUGUUGAAAGGCAGUUGGGAAGCUGGGAACCCUUCCUGCCAGCCUUUUGAAGAUUUGAAGUCAUUACUUCAAAGCACAAGUUAUAAAGACCCCCAUUUGACACAGAUGAAGUGCUUUUUGUUUGGCCUUUUGAAUGAAGAUCGAGUAAAACAACUGGAGAGGACUUUUAACUGUAAAAUGUCACUGAAGAUAAAAUCAAAGUUACUUCAGUGUAUGGAAGUAUUAGGAAACAGUGACUAUUCUCCAUCACAGCUGGGAUUUCUGGAGUUGUUUCACUGUCUGUAUGAGACUCAAGAUAAAGCGUUUAUAAGCCAGGCAAUGAGAUGUUUCCCAAAGGUUGCCAUUAAUAUUUGUGAGAAAAUACAUUUGCUUGUAUCUUCUUUCUGCCUUAAGCACUGCCGGUGUUUGCGGACCAUCAGGCUGUCUGUAACUGUGGUAUUUGAGAAGAAGAUAUUAAAAACAAGCCUCCCAACUAACACUUGGGAUGGUGAUCGCAUUACUCACUGUUGGCAAGAUCUCUGUUCUGUGCUUCAUACAAAUGAACACUUGAGAGAAUUGGACCUGUACCAUAGCAACCUUGAUAAAUCAGCAAUGAAUAUCCUGCAUCAUGAACUAAGGCACCCAAACUGUAAACUACAAAAGCUACUGUUGAAAUUUAUCACUUUCCCUGAUGGUUGUCAGGAUAUCUCUACUUCUUUGAUUCAUAACAAGAAUCUGAUGCAUCUUGACCUAAAAGGGAGUGAUAUAGGGGAUAAUGGAGUAAAGUCAUUGUGUGAGGCCUUGAAACACCCAGAGUGUAAACUACAGACUCUCAGCUUAGAAAGCUGUGGUCUCACAGAGGCUGGCUGUGAGUAUCUUUCUUUGGCUCUCAUCAGCAAUAAAAGACUGACACAUUUGUGCUUGGCAGACAAUGUCUUGGGUGAUGGUGGAGUAAAGCUUAUGAGUGAUGCCCUGCAACAUGCACAAUGUACUCUGAAGAGCCUUGUGCUGAGGCGUUGCCAUUUCACUUCACUUAGCAGUGAAUAUCUGUCAACUUCUCUUCUACACAACAAGAGCCUGACGCAUCUGGAUCUAGGAUCAAACUGGCUACAAGACAAUGGAGUGAAGCUUCUGUGUGAUGUCUUUCGGCAUCCAAGCUGUAAUCUUCAGGACUUGGAAUUGAUGGGCUGUGUUCUCACUAAUGCAUGUUGUCUGGAUCUGGCUUCUGUUAUUUUGAAUAACCCAAACCUGAGGAGCCUGGACCUUGGGAACAACGAUUUGCAGGAUGAUGGAGUGAAAAUUCUGUGUGAUGCUUUGAGAUAUCCAAACUGUAACAUUCAGAGGCUCGGGUUGGAAUACUGUGGUUUGACAUCUCUCUGCUGUCAAGAUCUCUCCUCUGCUCUUAUCUGCAACAAAAGACUGAUAAAAAUGAAUCUGACACAGAAUACCUUAGGAUAUGAAGGAAUUGUGAAGUUAUAUAAAGUCUUGAAGUCUCCUAAGUGUAAACUACAAGUUCUAGGGAGGCCAUUGAAGCCGUUAAGACCGGGUCAGGUGAACAGGAAGUUAAAGACUGAAAAGGAGACACAAAACUGCCGACUUUCCCGACGGCGAAUUGGCCCUCUGGAAACAGCCGACCAAUCACAGGCAGCAGGGGCGCGCCCUGCAGCGGGGCUCCGGCUGCGGUUCCGUGGACUCGGCGACUAGGCGCCGCCUGACCAGUAGGAGCCGCCCUCGACGAGCGAGCUCGAAGGCUGCGACUGGCGCCGCCUCACCGCCUCCCACCGCCACUGACCGACCGUUCGACCGGCAAACAUGGUUGAAGCGGAUCGCCCGGGGAAGCUGUUCAUUGGGGGCCUCAACCUCGAAACCGACGAGAAAGCCCUCGAAGCCGAGUUUGGCAAGUAUGGCCGCAUCGUCGAGGUGCUCCUGAUGAAAGACCGAGAAACCAACAAGUCGAGGGGCUUCGCGUUCGUCACCUUUGAAAGCCCCGCAGACGCCAAGGCCGCCGCCAGAGACAUGAACGGCAAGUCCCUGGAUGGUAAGGCCAUCAAGGUGGCCCAGGCCACCAAACCGGCGUUCGAGAGCAGCCGGCGGGGCCCGCCGCCUCCCCGCAGCCGCGGUCGCCCGAGGUUCCUGCGCGGAACCCGCGGGGGUGGCGGCGGCCCGCGGCGUUCCCCAUCCCGGGGCGGGCCCGAUGAUGACGGCGGCUACACGGCGGAUUUCGACCUGCGGCCCUCCAGGGCCCCGAUGCCCAUGAAGCGUGGGCCGCCGCCGCGCAGGGUCGGCCCACCCCCCAAGAGGGCCGCGCCGUCGGGCCCGGCUCGCAGCAGCGGCGGUGGAAUGCGCGGGAGGGCCCUGGCCGUGCGGGGGCGAGACGGCUACUCAGGCCCACCGCGCCGGGAGCCGCUGCCCCCGCGCCGCGACCCCUACCUGGGCCCGCGGGAUGAGGGCUACUCGUCCAGAGACGGCUACUCGAGCCGAGACUACCGCGAACCCCGGGGUUUUGCCCCCUCGCCCGGAGAGUACACCCACCGCGAUUACGGCCACUCCAGUGUCCGGGACGACUGUCCCUUGAGAGGCUACAGCGACCGAGACGGCUACGGAGGUCGCGACCGUGACUACGGGGAUCAUCUGAGCAGAGGCUCCCAUCGAGAGCCCUUUGAGAGCUACGGAGAGCUGCGCGGCGCCGCCCCAGGACGGGGGACACCGCCAUCUUACGGAGGAGGAGGCCGCUACGAGGAGUACCGGGGCUACUCACCCGAUGCCUACAGCGGCGGCCGCGACAGUUACAGCAGCAGUUAUGGCCGGAGCGACCGCUACUCGAGGGGCCGACACCGGGUGGGCAGACCAGAUCGUGGGCUCUCUCUGUCCAUGGAAAGGGGCUGCCCUCCCCAGCGUGAUUCUUACAGCCGGUCAGGCUGCAGGGUGCCCAGGGGCGGAGGCCGUCUAGGAGGCCGCUUGGAGAGAGGAGGAGGCCGGAGCAGAUACUAAGCAGGAACAGACUUGGGACCAAAAAUCCCUUUUCAACGAAACUAACAAAAAGAAGAACCUGUUGUAUGGUAACUACCCAAGGACUAGUACAAGGAAGAGUUGUUUUUACCUUUUAAGAAUUUCCUGUUAAGAUCGUCUCCAUUUUUAUGCUUUUGGGAGAAAAAACUUAAAAUUCGUUUAGUUUAGUUUUGGAAUUGUUAACGUUUCUUUCAACAAGCUCCUGUUAAAAGUAUAUGAACCUGAGUACUAGUCUUCUUACAUUUACAAGUAGAAAUUCGAUUAAUGGCUUCUUCCCUUGUAAAUUUUCUUGAUAAAUGAGGCAAACAGUUCUAAGAUCUUUGAUAAACAUCUGCUCACCUAAAAUGGAAAAACGGAUCAUUCUGCUCAUUUAAACCAACUAGAUUUUGGGUGGAGAGUGGGAGGGAUUGGUGUAUGCUACUCUUAAGAUUUCAGGGUAUCUUUCAAACUGAAUCUUUGUUUCCAGUAUUAAAAAGCAAACAACCAGCAACAACAACAACAAAAGUGAUUUAGAUCAAAUGUUUAUGUAAAGAAAAUUAUUUUCACUCAGUAAAUCUGAAAAGUAAAUGGAUAAUGUUGGCCA
Homo sapiens (human) is the source of this 5393-nucleotide messenger RNA. It is a transcript of the gene NLRP14, whose product is annotated as NLR family pyrin domain containing 14. Bases 347 to 3505 code for a protein of 1052 amino acids. Lineage: Eukaryota; Metazoa; Chordata; Mammalia; Primates; Hominidae. The record is from RefSeq and is a predicted model, not a curated record. The transcript is spliced from 11 exons. Gene Ontology annotation, cellular component: cytoplasm.